AUGUCUCGAUACGGCGACUACCGUCGCUCUACUGGGGCUCUCGACGAGGACCACUAUUCGCGGGAACGUGAGCGUCACCGUCACCGUCACCGUUCACGUGGACCCCCGGUACUCGAGCGCCCCCGUCGUGUCGAAGAGGAUGAUCGCUUCGAAUAUCGCCUUCAGGAACAGGAGCGAUACGGUCCCCCUGCCCGUCGCUCCGAAAUAUUCUACGAGGAUGAGCAUCUAGCCUACUCCCCAGGUCCGCUGGUCACCUACCGCCAUGCCGAGAGCCCUCCCCCGCGCCCGCGCCUUCUGCGCCGGCAGUCUUCCCUGGACACUUUUGACCGCCCAACACGCAAGAUCGAUGAAUAUUACUAUAGCGACUACCCGCCUAGAGCUCCUCCUAGUCCCCCGCCAAUGCGAAGACGGGGCUCUUUCCACCGUGUCCGUUCGCCCGACUACUACGAGGAAAUCCGAAUUGCGGAACCAGACUACUAUGGCGACGAAGAGUACCGGGAGUUCCGUGAGCGGGAUCGGAUUGUCGAGCGCCCACGUCGCUCAGUGAGUCGGUUUCGUGAGAGAAUGGUAGAGGAAGUCGACGUGGAGAAACCGUAUCCUCGGAAAGGCAAAACUCGUAUGCCUCGCAAACUGGUUCACACCAGCGCGAUCCGCGAAUUUGGCUAUCCGUAUGAGGAAGAGGUUGCUCUUUCCAAGGAGCAGAUCGACGAGGUCAUCAGUCGAAGUCGUGAGAUGAAGCGCAUGACCGAGAGUAGUCUGGAAGCACGUUAUAAGCAUACUUCCUCACCCUCACCCGUCCGUGACAGACAGCGCGACCGCAUAGUGGAACGAAUCGCUAUGGAGAGUUACACCCCCCGCACGAGCCAUGAGACUUUGCUCAUCGAGCCAUCUCCAUCCCGGCACCGGUCGCGGUCGCGCCAUCACCAUCAUCACCACCACCAUGGCGAGCUGGAGGAAAAGAAAAUAACCAGGACGGUCUCUCGGACACGAAACGUGUCGGUCCAGGGUCGCCCUCGCCGUCGGUCAUCGCCCGUGCGUAGAAUUGAGCGGUAUGACGAUGGAGCGCAGUCCACUAAGCUUCAGUCCGGCCCACUUGCCAUCGUUGUACGCCCGCGAGACAGCGAUGACGAUCUGCGGGAAUACACGCAAAUCGAGCGACGUGGCGGUGGAGAGAUGAUCCGGGACACGGAGAUUAUUGGCGACGGCGAAGAAGAGGAGAUCCUCGAGGUGAAAAAGGAUCGCAGAGGUAGGAUGAGCCUUGUCCGACGCAAGCGGUGA
This is a messenger RNA of Aspergillus niger, 1278 nucleotides long. RefSeq lists its product as uncharacterized. The transcript is spliced from 3 exons. The record is from RefSeq and is a predicted model, not a curated record. Bases 1 to 1278 code for a protein of 425 amino acids. Lineage: Eukaryota; Fungi; Ascomycota; Eurotiomycetes; Eurotiales; Aspergillaceae.